Molecule: messenger RNA, 876 nt
Organism: Symbiodinium sp. CCMP2592
Lineage: Eukaryota; Dinophyceae; Suessiales; Symbiodiniaceae
Source: the annotation of a GenBank genome assembly
AUGCCUUUCGGUGCCGCCUUUGGCUGCUUGCUCGGGGCUGGGAAAACCUCGCCGGCUACUGUCGCUGGUGCAGUGCGAACGAUCCCUCACCGCCAGCUGUACAUCAGCGAGCCAAAUCCAGUCUACUUCGGGAACCGUCCGAACCCACAGCUUGGUGAGCCAGGCUGGACGAAUCGGAACUGGCUGAAAUCUCGGUUCCACUUCAACUUUGCCGAAUACGACGGAGGGUCAGAUAGUUUCGGCGUCCUGCGUGUCAUGAAUGACGACCUCGUGCAGCCCAAGCGGGGCUUCGGAAUGCACCCGCAUCGGGACAUGGAGGUCAUUACCUUUAUAGUCGAUGGCCAGCUGACCCAUCGAGACUCCAUGGGCACAGAGGAGACGCUCGGUCGCGGUGGGGUGCAAUACAUGACCGCUGGCACAGGCAUCCAGCACUCGGAACACAACCUGCAGAACGAAGCCUUGCGCUUCGUGCAGUGCUGGGUGGUACCUCGCAGGCGGGGGCUACGCCCGAAGUACGGCUCCAUGGCCGGCACCAAGGAGAACGAGGCCUUGCGACAGAACCAGUGGGCCCACAUUGUGUGUGACGCCGAGGGAAGCCAGAAGGCACCAGUGCGAAUAUAUCAGGACUGCAACGUGUUUCUCUCCGAACUCAGUCCAGGUGUUAGCCUCCCCAAGAUGGAGUUGCAAGCAGGACGACAAGGUUACUUGUUGUGUGUGGAAGGCAGCGUGCAGCUAGCAGAUGCUGAUGGCAAAGUCCAACGACUCCAACAGCACGACGCUGCAGAGCUUACGGGGCCCUUGUGCCUUCAGCCAAAGGCUGAGAAAGCGGCUAUGUUACUUCUUUUCGAGAUGGAGCAGACGCACAGAGGCUACUAG